GGAGCAAGCUCAGUCUGUGCGAACAAGUGCUGGUUGACGGCCGUUGUUUACGAUGAAGCUAAAGUCUAUUGCCAUGGUGCUAAAAAAUUUUUUAGACGGUGCCUAGCACGAACUUUGCAGUGAGCUGUCGUCAACAGAGAUUGGAAUUACUCGGUACUAAUUGGAAUAUUAAACCCAAACACCGACGGAUGAUUACUGAUGAUAUUCGCAGAUUAAUUUAGUUGCUGCCGCAAAUUUUUUGUGUAGCUGCUCUAGAGGGAUACUAAACCUAAACUGGACCGAGCUAAACCAGACAUACUUCGAGUGGUUCGCGAGUUUAAGUUUAUGGUGUAUUAGGUAUUAAGUGAACUGUCAAUCGACAUUUUCAAUGGUGAUGUCAGAGCAGACAGGCGGAAUCGCCAUGCAUCACCAGCUACCGAUGCACCAUAGUCGGGGCUUGGUGCAGCCAAGCCUGGUGAUGAAUCCUCAUCCCAUUGGUCCUGGAGAUUCGUGUUCCAUGGACUCCCAAAAUGAAAAGUCUCGGAGACUAAGCCAUUGCAUCGGUUGUGGUAACCAAAUUCACGACCAGUACAUCCUCAGGGUGGCACCAGACCUCGAAUGGCACGCAGCGUGUCUAAAAUGUCAGGAAUGCAGAAUGUUUCUCGACGAGACAUGUACCUGCUUCGUCAGAGACGGCAAAACUUACUGCAAAAGGGAUUAUGUAAAGUUGUUCGGCACCAAAUGUGACAAAUGUGGCAAUUUCUUUAGUAAGAACGACUUUGUGAUGCGCGCCAAGAGUAAAAUUUAUCACAUAGAAUGUUUCCGGUGUUGUCAGUGCGCGAGACGUUUGGUGCCGGGAGACGAGUUCGCGCUUAGAGACGGGGGUACACUUUACUGCAAAGAGGACCAUGACGUUAUUGAAGGCCAGAAGGGAAACAGCGGAGGGACGUCAUCGGGACCUGCGACACCUCAUCCCGGUGCUGCGGAGAGUAACAACAACACAAGUUUAAGCAACAAUAAUCACAGCAACUCGACUGAGUUGGGGUGCAUGUCCGAUUCGGGUUCGGAAAGCGGUUCCCACAAGGGCGGCGGUAUCAGGAAAAGUAGCACAAGUGGCGUCGGCGGUGGCGGAGACGGCAAACCGACUCGAGUUCGUACAGUACUCAAUGAGAAACAACUGCACACCCUAAGGACCUGCUACGCUGCUAAUCCAAGACCUGAUGCGCUGAUGAAAGAACAAUUGGUCGAAAUGACUGGAUUGAGUCCGCGGGUGAUACGAGUUUGGUUCCAAAACAAGCGAUGCAAGGAUAAAAAGAAGACAAUCUUGAUGAAACAACAAAUGCAACAAGAAAAGGAUGGCCGCAAGCUUGGGUAUGGUGCAAUGCAAGGUAUUCCGAUGGUCGCAUCGUCGCCAGUCCGGCACGACUCACCACUUGGGGUUCAUCCCUUAGAAGUACAAGCGUACCAGCCUCCGUGGAAAGCCCUUAGUGAUUUUGCAUUGCAUUCGGAUCUCGAGCAACCUCACCAACCUGCGUUUCAGCAACUUGUUAAUCAGAUGCACGGUUACGACUUACCUCCACCGUCGUUAGGCGGACCACCGCCAGGCGGUGCAGGUCCUGGGCAUCCAGGAUCUUUAAUAGGACCUGGCGGACCUCCUCCACCAUCUGAUAUGAGUCAUCCCGACAGUACAGACGGCUACGUGACGUACCUAGAUGCAAGCGACGACAGUUGCCUGCUAGCCCCUAACACGGCUAGCGCACACCUAAUAAGGGGCUCAAUAUCGAGCCCUUGUUCUUAGGUCGCCUCCUCAACUACCGGAGAUUAAAUCGAUCGGUUAGAGACAGUUCGAGUCCGAUGUCGUACUGUGAAUACGAAAGAUCCAUGUGGUUGGAUGCUUUGGAGCCACGCGUCGCACUAUGGAGAGCGUGUUGGAGUUUAAUGUCACAACAAAACGCAGCAUUGGGAUUGAAUCUUGGAGCUGGUUUUUAGAAAUAUAGCAGAGAGAUACGUGAUAUCGUUAGAACAUUAUAAACAAAUUAUUGUAAAAAGUUAUAUUCGACGAAACGUUUUUACAUUUUAGUGCAUUUUUAUCGUCCGCUAUGUUUGAAUGUUUUUCGAUUAUUUGUUGAAGUUUAGAAAUAUGCGUUCAGUUUGUUGUUGAUACUUAAAUACUGUUUCUUGAGAUUAUUAUCUGUAAAUUGCAGCGUAGCCUGUUGUUAAUUUUAAACUAGCGCCCUUGAUUUAUGUACUCAUGUUUUGUAAAUUUCAUCCGCACGGCGGCGAAGGCGUCCGAGGGCAAGCCUAUUAUGUCGCCUAAACCAAACCAAUAUUGUUUCGCAGUGUUUUCGAAUUUGUUUCUUAAAAGGAGAACACAUUCUAUUAUUUUUUCAGUUAUAGCAACAUAAAAAAUGAAACUUGAAGUUGAGUUGAUAGUCUUAUCCAUCCUAUCUAUAAUAAUUAAUAAAAAAAAAAUCUUUCUACAAUUUAGAGUUGUGUUCAACUGGUCGAUUAUUUUAAUAAAAUUAAAGUUUUAGAGGUCUGUUUCUCCUAUAACUUCAUUUUGAUUCUUUUUUAAAACAUCGCUAAGCAGAACUAACCAAAACUAUUAUAGUCAAUAUAAUAAUAACGCAUAUUUCUUUGAUUUUGUUUUGAAUUUCCGCGGCAGUUGAACAAAUUCACAUUGCUGAAAAUCGCGAGAAUAAGUUUCAAUUGUGUAAACGCGAUUUUUUUUAACCAAAAUUUUAAAGCUACAACAGAGUGAGACAGAGAAUUUUUUUCAGACAUUCACUAUAUGCCACGUACCGUGCGUUCAAUUUAUCUUGAUAACGUUUUAAUUGGCUGUAACUUUUCGUUUUUAGAAAUAUCAAUGUAAACAAAAAACAAAAUGUAGGAUUAGUAACCAAGUUUUUUCCAGUGACGUAUUAAACAAAACACUAUCAACUUUCUGGCAUAUAAGCCUACAUCGUAUUUUUUUAAAUGGAACAUCCCGCAUAUUAUAUAUCUUUUUAAUAGAAUAUCUUAUUCCGAUCACAAUGAUGUAACAAAACAUAUAUUUUAGUCUACUGGCUUUUGAUAAAUCGGAAAAAAUUGGAAUUUUUAUAUAAUUUCAAUGAGUGCCGUGACUGACUGCAACAACAAUAAUUAUUUACAAAUUAAAGUAGAACAAAAACACUAAAAAUGAAAAGACACACUAAAGUAAAAAAUUCUUUAACUAUUUUAAAUACUGCUGUAUGUAACCACCAUUUUCCUGAACACAUUUCUCAUACAUUCUAAUUGUAUGAUGUCUUGCAUUUAGUAACGUUUCCGGAUUGUCCCUUAGAUUGAUUGCCUCUGAAAACCUUUGCCGAAGUUCCACGACAUUAUUACAAGUAGUUCUGUGCACGUGAUUCUUUAUGUGUCCCCAAAAGAAAAAAUACAUUAAAGUUAUGCCCAUAUCCACCACACUAUAAACCCCUGGGUUUUGAUUUCGUGUAUUUGUCUAGGAUUAUUUAAAGGCCAAUAUUGCGUAUUUUGUAUAUUACAACCUUUUCUUGUAGUGAACGAACUUUCAUCAGUCCAUAAAAUGUUUUUAAAAAAAAUAUUAUUCACCUUAUGUCUAUUUAAAAAAUCCAAACAAAACUGCAUCCUCCUUUGACAUUGUUCUACACUUAGUUUUUGAGUUUUAUAAACUAUAAAUGCAUUAUAUUUAUAUUCUUUCAAAACUGAGUGAAUUGAUCCCCCCUCUCUCUUUAUAUACUCUAGUAAUAGAGCAAACUGGAUGUGCUUCAUAGAAUCCUAAUAUGUUUACCUUAUUUUCUUCAUUUAAAAUAUUUUGAUUCCGGCAUACCUUUUAAGCAUUUAAUACAUUACCGUUUUCUGCAAAUUUCUUUGCCAGCCUUGGAAAUAUCUGUUUUGAAGGAGUUCGGGGCUCUGAAUAAAGUGUAAUAUACUGACGACGAGCGGGGGUUGCACUUUUAUUAUUCUGAAAGUAUACUUGAAGCAUAUCACUCCUUCCAGCGAUGCUAAAUUCGCCAUUUUAACAAUAGUGACUUGGACAAUAAUUCAACCAUCAACGUUGUUUACUAAUAUAUCAAACAUAAACAUCUUUUUAUUUGUCAAUCAGGGCACUUUUGAAAUUAUAAAAAAAAUCCUAUUUUUGCCGAUUUGUCAAAAGCGAGUGGACUAAAAUAUAAAGUGUUACAUUAUUGUAAUCGGAAUAAGAUAUUCUAUUAAACAUAUCUAUAAUAUACAGGGUGUUCUAUUUAAACAAAAUAUGAUGUCAAAAAAUUGAUAGUUUUGUCUUAAAUGUUACUUGGGAAAAACUUGGCUAGCUACUAACCCUAUAUUUUGUUUUUUUGUUUAAACUGAUAUCUCCAAAAACAAAAAAGUUGCAGCCGAUUAAAAUGUUCUCAAGAUAAAUUGAACGCAUGGUACAUAUAUAAAUAUAAAAUCUUGAAACGUAUGAGAAUUAUAGGAUAUCAAAAAUUAUCACGACUUUUUUUUCGAGAUCAACUUGGAAAACCAAAGGAGGUGCAUAUAUCUAUUAAAAAUUAACUUACAACAUGGAAUUAAAAAAUAAGUUGAUCUGGACCGGAAGUUUAAUUAAGUAAUUGUUCUAUACAUUUAGAAUUUUUUUAGAAAAAAACUUGACUUAUGUCUCAUUUUAUGUCGGUGCCGUUAGGUAUUGCCCUCGAGAUUCUUCGGCAGCUGGGCCCCAACAUAAUCCACAACAACAGUUAUCUAGUAAAUUUAAAUUAGUACAGUUAAUAUUACUUCGCGAUAGAAAACCGAUAAAACAUUUUUUUGCCAAAGAAAGUUUUAGCACACUCGCCCUAGAUACGCUGAUACCAAAUUCUCUCCGUCAUAAAAUCAGACAAUUUUGUUAGUACCAGAUUCCAAACUCCCACUAUGAUUACCAUUACUCUGCGUUGUUGACGUUCUCGUUAAAAACGUCUUGAUUACCCGACAUAGCAUAAAGUACGUUCCCUGGAGUAAGCUUCAUCUAGAUCUCAUCCUCAAGGAGCAACCAUACAUAAAGAUCUAUAAAAUCCCGAAGCAUGAAAUAGCGCAGUUAUCGUUUUUGGACUUACAGAGUAGGUAGUUGUUAUUUUAUGAUAUGGCGGACUCCGAGAUUUUGUUCACCAUAGCGGCAUUUUUAAAAAGCAUUGAUCUUGUUCAUUAUCAAAUUUUUUUGUAACCUAUAUUGUUGAAUACACAUUUGUACAAAUUACGUAAAUCCGAUGGAUCGGUUUGUUUGUGGAUGUAACAAAAAUACUGUUUAGAGGUAUAGUAAUGAUAUUGUGCAUAUUUUUACAAAAGCUUGUAAUUGCGAGACUAUUUAUUGCAAACCAUGAGAUUUAAUAAAUUAAUAAUUACAUAUUUGAUAAUAUGACAAAUGAAAUCUGCAGUAAUUAUAUAACAAUUUGUAAAUAAAC
Cylas formicarius (sweet potato weevil) is the source of this 5393-nucleotide messenger RNA. RefSeq names its product insulin gene enhancer protein ISL-1 (gene tup). Gene Ontology annotation, cellular component: nucleus. The record is from RefSeq and is a predicted model, not a curated record. Lineage: Eukaryota; Metazoa; Arthropoda; Insecta; Coleoptera; Brentidae. Gene Ontology annotation, biological process: positive regulation of transcription by RNA polymerase II; axonogenesis; neuron fate specification. Gene Ontology annotation, molecular function: DNA-binding transcription factor activity, RNA polymerase II-specific; cis-regulatory region sequence-specific DNA binding.